This is a messenger RNA of Ochotona curzoniae (black-lipped pika), 2413 nucleotides long. RefSeq names its product A disintegrin and metallopeptidase domain 3-like. The transcript is spliced from 21 exons. The coding region runs from base 60 to 2291 and encodes 743 amino acids. Gene Ontology annotation, molecular function: metalloendopeptidase activity. Gene Ontology annotation, biological process: cell adhesion; binding of sperm to zona pellucida; proteolysis. Gene Ontology annotation, cellular component: plasma membrane. NCBI's taxonomy places the organism in Eukaryota, Metazoa, Chordata, Mammalia, Lagomorpha, Ochotonidae. The record is from RefSeq and is a predicted model, not a curated record.
GCUGUUGGAGUUACACCCUCAACGGACAGCAAUGUGGCCAGGUCAUCCAGAAUAAUACAAUGUUACAUCUCUUGGUGAUCCUCUCAGGGCUGGGCCCACUGACAUCGGUGGCCCUAAGAUAUGAAAUGCUCUUUCCAAGCAUAAUAGUGCCGGAGAAGAUUGGAACAAGCACCCACCAAGGCCAUGUUUCAGAAACACAAGUCACCUACAAGCUCAAGAUUGGGGACAAAUUCCACACUCUUCUUCUUGAAAAACAGUCAUUUUUAUCGCCUAAUUUCAUGAUGUAUUCAUACAGUGAAUUUGGGACACAGAAUAUGCUUUCUUCAAAAAAGCUGGAUCACUGCUUUUACCAAGGGCAUAGUAAAGAGCUUCCCAGAUCAUCGGUGACACUAAACACCUGCUCUGGACUCAGAGGAAUAUUGAUGUUUGAGAAUGUCACUUACAUAAUUGAACCAUUGGCAACUUCAUCUGAUAAUGAACAUAUCAUAUUUCAAGCAAAUACUAGUAAAAUUGAUUAUCUACCUUUACAACAAAAUCAACAUUUGACUCAAUAUGCAAGCAAUUUCUACAAGAUUCUGGACAAAUCCGAGAAAAUGUCAGACAUUGUGCUACGGAAUAGAACUCUGAAAAUACGCAUUUUUAUGGACAAAGCCAUGUAUGAUUUCAUGGGCUCUGAAUCGGAACUGGCAGCUGAAAAGGUUGUUUUCAUCUUAGCUCUUGUUAAUUCUAUGUUUUCUCAGUUUAAAAUAACCAUUAUGCUGUCCUCUCUGGGACUCUGGUCAGACAAAAAUAAAAUUUCAACAAAUGGAGAUGCUGAGGAAAUACUGCAAAGAUUUCUGUCAUGGGAAAAAAAAGAUCCACUGAAAAGACCCAAUGAAAUAUCCUAUUUAUUAAUUUAUACAGACCAAGCUGACUUUGUGGGAACAACAUAUUAUGGAACGGCAUGCGAUGCAAACUUUGCUAUAGGAGUUGUUCUGUAUCCAAAGAUGAUAACGUUGGAGGCAUUUUCAGUUGUUGUGGUACAAUUGCUUGGAAUUAAUCUGGGAUUAAACUAUGAUGACGUCUCCAAUUGUUACUGCCCAGGAACUGUUUGCAUAAUGAAUCCUAGUGCCAUACAAUCCAGUGGUCUGAAGUUUUUUAGCAGUUGCAGCACGGAAGAUUUUAAAAAGUCUGUGUCACAGCCUGCAUUGGAAUGUCUUCAGAAUGAAAAAGUUCCAAAAGUGACUUACCAAGGAAAAGCUUCAAUUUGUGGCAAUGGCAUUUUGGAAGCAUCUGAGCAAUGCGACUGUGGCCUUCCAAAGACAUGCAGACACAAAAGGUGCUGCAAUCCUGCGGACUGUACACUGAUCGGCUAUUCCGAGUGUGGCAGUGGACCAUGCUGUGAUUCAAAAACAUGCACGAUAGCCAGUAGAGGAAGACUGUGUAGGAAAAGCAGUGAUUUCUGCGAUUUUCCAGAAUACUGCAAUGGGACAUCUGAAUUUUGUGUACCUGAUAUUAAAUCCGCUGACUUGGAACCAUGCAGUAAUAAGACUGCCUACUGCUUGAGAGGAAAAUGCCGAGAUCGAGACAGGCAAUGUUUACAACUAUUUGGAGAAUUUUCCAGGAGUGGCAAUUAUCUGUGUGAAGAAGAAAUUAAUAUGCAUAAUGACAAAUUUGGAAACUGCAGGGGAAAAUGCGAGUUUGUUAAUAUCUUCUGUGGAAAAUUAGUUUGCUUGUGGUCAUCAUCAGACUUAUCGACCCCGGUGGCUCACGAUGUACAAUACAUACAUCUUGAUGGCAAAAUCUGUGUGUCUGCAGCAUUAAGAAAUGCAACACAAGAAAAUGAUAAUACCUACGUGGAAGACGGUUCAACAUGCGGUGAAAAAAAGGUAUGUCAAAAUGGAAGAUGUAUUUUGAUCAGCACUUAUGAAGAAAAGCCCAACUGUGAUUCAAAAGUAAAGUGUCAAGGGCAUGGGGUUUGCAAUGAGCGUCUUAAUUGCCAAUGUGAUGCUGGAUAUUCUCCGCCUGCCUGUGACCCCAUGCCGGAUUCACCGGGGGGCAGCAUUGAUGACGGGUUUUGGCUCCCUACAAGAAAUACUUUCUUGUACUUUAAAAGCCAACGUUCUGCACCAACAAAAGGCCUUUUGAUCAGUUUAUACAUUUAUGUACCACUCUUUGCUAUCAUUGCUGUCAUUGCUCUAAAGUGGAAUACAUUGAAGAACUUUUGGCACAGAGAUGAACUUUUAAGUGGAGGGUCUGUAUCCAAGGAAAGUAUUAUCAGCAGCAGUGAGUCAUGGAGUGAAAGUCAUUAAGCAAUAACAUCAAGAAGGACCGGAGGAAGGCUCUGACUCAAGAAUGAAAAACCAUGUAUGUCUUUCCUUUAGAUGUGACUUUCAGCUUCCGCUUACACCAAAGAAAAUAAACCCUUUGAUUU